Dermatophagoides farinae (American house dust mite) is the source of this 1212-nucleotide messenger RNA. RefSeq names its product lambda-crystallin homolog. NCBI's taxonomy places the organism in Eukaryota, Metazoa, Arthropoda, Arachnida, Sarcoptiformes, Pyroglyphidae. Gene Ontology annotation, molecular function: L-gulonate 3-dehydrogenase activity; NAD+ binding. Gene Ontology annotation, biological process: fatty acid metabolic process. The record is from RefSeq and is a predicted model, not a curated record.
AUUAACAUUCAAAUCUCACGUUUGUGGACAAAACACACACGCACAUAAAUACUGUGAACAUUCGAUCGAAUUGUAUUCAACAAACAAAAUCACUCGAAUCGGAUUUGAUUUGAAGAAAAUAAACCAAACCAAAAUUUGAAACACAAACGAUUAUGUCGCCCAAAAUUGGUAUCGUCGGAAGUGGCCUUAUUGGUCGUAGCUGGACAAUGAUAUUCAUUGCCCAUGGUUUUGAUGUUCAUCUUUAUGAUAUUAAAGAAGAACAAGUUAAUGAAGCAAUAAAAGGGAUCAAUGAAAAAAUACGAAAAUUGGAACAAGAUAAAUGUCUUCGAGGAAAUCUUUCAGCAUCGGAACAAUUGUCCCAUGUUCAUAAAGCACGCACAAUUGCUGAAUGUUUGGAUGGUGCUGUCCACGUCCAGGAAUGUGUUUUCGAAGAUUUGCAAUUGAAACGAAAAGUUUUUCAUGAAAUUGAUCAAAUUUGCUCGGAUAAUGUUGUGCUUUGUAGUUCUACAAGUUGUUUUUUGCCAUCCAAACUGUUCGAAGGAUUGAAACAUAAUGGUCAAAUGAUUGUCGGACAUCCAGUGAAUCCACCUUAUUUUGUACCGUUGGUGGAAAUAGUUCCAUCAAAAUGGACCAAUCCUGCGGUUAUUGAUCGAACACGUGCAUUAUUGGAAAAAGUUGGCCAAAAACCCGUUACUUUGAAAAAAGAAAUCGAAGGUUUCAUUGUUAAUCGCAUCCAGUAUGCAAUUUUGAAUGAAUGUUAUCGUCUGAUUGAAUCGGAUGUUAUUAGCGUCCAAGAUGUGGAUAAAGUAAUGGCACACGGUUUGGGUAUGCGUUAUGCAUUCAUGGGACCAUGGGAAACCGCUCAUUUGAAUGCUAAUGGUAUGCGUGAAUAUUUCGAUAAAUAUUCGAAAGGUAUCCAUGAUGUUAGCAUGACGUUUGGUCCAGUACCACAAAUGGGAGGUCCAACAGCCGAUUUGAUUGUCAAAGAAAUGGCCCAGGCAAUUCCAAUUGAUCGAUUGGAUCAACGCCGUAAAUGGCGCGAUGAACGUCUGGUUGAAUUGGCAACACUUAAACAGAAAGCAAACAAAUGAUUUUUGUGAAACAUGAAGCAAAAAAAAAGUCAAUGAUUUAUUGAAAAUUAAUUAAUCAAAUGUGAAUGUUUUGAUUUUAUUCUGGAAUUUAUGUUCCAAAUAAAUUCUAUGAUGACGAUGA